Molecule: messenger RNA, 1671 nt
Organism: Bacidia gigantensis
Lineage: Eukaryota; Fungi; Ascomycota; Lecanoromycetes; Lecanorales; Ramalinaceae
Exons: 1
Coding region: 1-1671 (556 amino acids)
Source: RefSeq, a predicted model, not a curated record
AUGGAUCGACCGGCAGAGGUCAAAAGUAUCUGGCAUGUCCAUAUCCUACAGCCUACUGAGAUGUAUAUAGGUAUUGAGCGCAAGAUUCGCGAGGCGUACCGGCAUUUGUGCCUAACGUAUACGAAUAAGCAGGACGAAAUUAUCUUGAUAGGCUUUUCCAGAGGGGCAUUCACAGUACGCUGUUUGGCUUCACUUGUCAAUGAUGUAGGGCUUAUUGAUGGACAAUGGGUAAAUAAGGAGCUCCCUGCAAUCUUCGAACUCUGGAAGAAACAGAAGCAAUUUGACCAAAAGGAUGCUCAAGGUGACCACGAUGACACUCCUUUAAAAGCCCAUAUUCGAGAGCUUGAGAAGAAAUAUGACAAAUCCAGGCGGGAGCGGGUCAGAAUGAAGCAGCGACGCAAGUUUCUUCGCGGCGGGAUCUCCAUCAAAGUCUGUGCCGUCUGGGACACUGUUAAGUCGUUGGGAUUCCCCUGGCCGAAACGAGUGCCGCACAAGGCGUCAAAGCAAUACGAGUCUGUGGACUAUAAACUUACGGCAAACAUCAAGAAUGCUUUUCAGGCUCUCAGUCUCGACGAACGACGUUGGCACUUUUCACCCGUCAUUUGGUCUAAAUCGGAUAAUGACCAGACUCUCAAGCAGUGCUGGUUUCUCGGAAGCCACAGUGAUAUUGGUGGUGGAUAUCGUAAUCCUGGCUUCGCAAACAUAUCUCUGUGCUGGAUGAUCUCGCAACUCAAGGAGUUCGUUCGCUUUAAUGAAAAGGCGAUCUGGCAUUCGACUGAUGACGGGAAAAUACUUGGAAUCAACGUAGCCAAAGAAAACAGAGAUCUAUUCUCUCCAGACCGUGGCAGGGCUAAGGGGACGACCAAUAGAGUCUGGCCAUUUCCAAGAGCAAGAUCAGGCCCCUCCAACGGAAAGGAUCGUUCUAGAAGUCGAGAAUCCUCCCGCCCCUUCUUGCAAUCACUGCCGUGGCGAAAGAACACUAAAGUCCAACAGUCCGCGGAGGAUCAACCAACGGCAGGCCUAAACCCUCCAUCUAUUUCUGUAUCAGAUGCUGCGUCUGAACAACAUGCUACCGAGGAGAUAGAAAUCGAAGAUAUCCUUUCGAUACCAUUAUAUCCGGACGAUGACAUUCCUGAUGAGACAUCCCUAAACCCCGAAGCAGAAGUAAAUAACAACACACAAAGCCCAGGCAGAGGGUCUCUGACUAUAUCUGACGCAGAUAGGUCAGAGAGAGACUCGUUGGCGAUAAAGUAUCUUCAUCGCCACACCGGCCAGGGGUUUUGGGUCUUUGGUGGCUCAAAGACUCGCGAGAUAGGAACUCAGCGUGCGACGUUAGAGACUGAGGAGGGAGGCCUUGGUAGUGAAGAAAGCAUCCAUAUGUCUGUCCGUGUCUUGACCGAGCUAUAUCCAUUGAGAGGACAUGAGAAAUGCAAAGCACUAGAGAACUUCGAAACGCGAAACGAAAACAACCGAGUUAUUUGGCGACGUAAGGGGACAAAUUCGAUCAGAGGGGAUAUUCCUGAAGACCUUGCUACUAAAUAUGAACAAAGCAUGUUACAUCGAUGGUUAGAUCAGGACUUUGAUGCUUGUGAAUCACUGGGUGGGCGAAAGGCCGCAGAUGCAAUUGCAGGGAUUGCCGAAGCAGAAGAGGAGGCGCAAGGUUCCCCUUGA